Molecule: messenger RNA, 7836 nt
Organism: Oncorhynchus tshawytscha (Chinook salmon)
Lineage: Eukaryota; Metazoa; Chordata; Actinopteri; Salmoniformes; Salmonidae
Gene: mroh1
Product: maestro heat-like repeat family member 1
Cellular component (GO): cytoplasm
Source: RefSeq, a predicted model, not a curated record
AGUCACGCCCACACUGACUCGACGCACAUGAUUAGGGGUGUUAACCUGCGAUGCGUUGCAGUGGCGUAGAGCUAAUCUAGCUACUGGAUGCUAACAAGUCUCUCUCUUUAUAUUGAGGAAAAAUACGAUAUCACAGUGGAAGACAGUUAGUCAGCCAAGUAUCGGACAAUAUACAUCGCAUCUUCACUGGAUUUACUGCGCGUGAGGAGAUUCAUCCUUGCAUUUGUGUGUAACGUUAGCUAGCCUGCUUGCUAGUUAGUUAACAUCCAGCUAGCCUGUCAGACGGGCUGUUUGAAAGUGUGGUGAAACCAGAUGAACAAGUUUGAACCCUUUCUGACCACCAAAUGAAAUCCUAAAUAUCUCCAGUCCCAGCCUUCAGACAGGCACAAUGGAGGAGUCAGAUGUGGAGCAGGUGACCCUGGCCCUGCUAGAUUCAGCCAAUGACAAGGACCCAGUGGUCAGGGAGCAGGUCAGGAAGUCCAUACUGACCCUGGGGAAGCUGCAGCCUAACAAGGUCCUGUCCAUGUGCCAGGACUACCUGGUCAAGCACCCCAAGCUUAUCGUUGGGCACAGAGUCGUCAUACUGCAGACUAUUGAGCUGAUUGUGAAGACCAAGAUAGACGAUAUCAGUUACGCGAAAAUCAAAAGCAUCAUUUCUUUGGCCUCCGAUGAAAUGACCCGAUCAAAGGAUGUUGUACCUGAUUGGCAACAGGCAGCCAGCAAUAUUCUGGUUGCUGUGGGAAACAAGUACAUCAAUGACAUCAUGGAGGAAAUCCUCAGCAAGUUCCAGCCAGGGAUCCUGCCUCAUUUUUUUGUGGUCCAAACAUUAUCAAGUCUCUCUGAAUCCAAUGUUUAUGGUAUGGUGCCGUUUCUCAAUGCCAUCUUGGGCACCAUGCUCCCAAUGCUGGGCAUGGCCAAGCAGGACAACAUGAAGUGGGUGUUCUCCUCUGCUCUGUCCCACUUCAGUGAGAGUAUCCUGGAGUACCUAGCCAACCUGGACAAAGCUCCCGACCCGACGGAGAAGGACACUUUCUCCAGUGAGAUCUACGCAGCCUACGACAUCCUCUACUGCAGCUGGCUCCAGAGCAGGGAAUCCAAGCUACGAUUAACGGUGGCAGAAGCAGUGGGAUCCAUGAGUCACCUGAUGGCCCAUGAUAAACUGGAGGAGCAGCUUCCCAAACUCAUUCCCACAAUCCUUUCCCUGUACAAGAAGAACACGGAGCAUUACGUCAUCAGUAAGAGCCUGUGUCAAGUUCUGGAUGCUUCUGUGAACAUGGGCAGCAGAGUUCUGGAGACGCAGAUCGACAGCCUGCUCACUACUCUAAACCAGCAGGUUUGUGCACCUGUUGACUACAGCAACCCACUGACGGUGAAGAAUCACAACGAGGUAUUGAGAUGCUUCAGCAUUCUAGCCAACACCUUCCCAGACCGGCUGGUCAUGUUUGUGCUUCAGAAACUGGAGAACAGUAAUGAGAGAAUCCGCAUGGGCUCCCUGUCUGUGCUCCGACACCUCAUCAACUCCUCCACAUCCAUUAUGGAGUCGAAGAAGCUUCUCAUCCUGGCCAGCAUCAGACAACCACUGGCUGACCACAGCAAUAAGGUUAAGAAGAGGGUUGUCCAGGUGAUCAGUGCCAUGGCUCACCAUGGUUACCUGGAGCUGGAGGGAGGAGACCUGCUGGUCAAGUUUAUCAUCCAACACUGUGCUCUCCCCGACACCUACUAUCGUCCAGGCCAGCGCCCCAGUGACCCAGAGGAAGUAACCAAUGAGGCGCUGCGGAGCAUGUGUGACAACACACUUCACCUCUUCACUACGACCGUGGGACGCCUGACUGACGUCCUGUGGCCCAUGCUGCUGUACUACCUGACCCCAGGUCAGUACUCCAACGCCACCGCACCGCUCUGUAAGAGCCUCACGCUGCUGGGAACCAAGAAGAGAGCCUCCCAGGAGCCCAACUUCAACAUCGACUUCAACGAGCAUGUUAAUCUUCCCUCCCCACAUAUACUGAUGGUGCGGCUCUUGGUGAAUGGUUCGUUCCCGUUCCGUAGUCGUGGCCAUGGUGCACCGUCUCUGUCUCUACUGAACGUUAUAAGUCCUAAUAUCCACCCCAACGCUGAGACACUCUGGGAGAAGGAGAUCCCUGCUCUCCUCAGCUACCUGGAAGAGUCUACCCCAGAAACACUAGACAACAAGAAAUGGGAAGAGAGUCUAUUACAGUUCCUAGCCAAGUCCCUGGUGGCCAUAGCUGAUGACAAGUGGAGCUGUCAGCUGGCUGUAGAGGCCACACGUUACCUGUCCACCUAUAACCAGUCCCUGGAAGAGAAGAGUUUCCUCUACAGGUGCAUUGGUGUGACUCUGCAGCACUGUUCCAAUAAGGAGGUGGUCCAGAAGCAGCUACAGGAGAUGCUGAUCAGUGCACGACACAACGACGCCAUCGAGAGAGCGGGUGUCGCCAUGGGGAUCGGGCUGUGUGCAAGCAGUCAUCUCGAUGCCACUCUGGCCAAACUGGACGACUUUGGGAAAUCUGACGCCUUCAAGAAAGCCUCAGGAAUAUUCAGCCUGCUCAAAGACAAGAAUGACUCGGAUGUAGAGAAGAUGAAGAGCACGCUGAUCCUGUGUUACGGUUACGUAGCGCUCCGCGCCCCAGAGGACCAGAUCCUGUCCCGCAUCGACUCAGACAUCCUCCGCAGCAUCAGUAAGCACUUCAACACCAAGGUUCUGGGAAUUAAAAUAGAGACCAAGGACCUGACCAUGAAGCUGAGUCUGAUUCAGAGUGUGGGCCUCAUAGCCAGGGCCAUCAGCACCGUCGUACGUAAUCAGGGCUACAUGUUCGUCCGCAAGCAGGAACUCAUGGGAGUCAUGAUGGAUUUUAUCAAGGCAGAACCCACGGAUGCCAUGCGGACUCCGGUUCGCCACCUUGUGAUGACCACGUGUGCCAACCUCAUUAACCUGGAGCCGGCGCUGACGGAGAAUGAGAACUUUGAUAUGCUGCGGACGUGUCUGAACGGUGUGUACGGCCUUCCCCCGGUGAACACUCCGGACAAGGACAGGGGAAAAGACGAGGAGGUGCUGGAGCCCCAACAGAGAGAGGCGUUAUACAAAGACACCUUCAAUGCUCUUCAGGAGUUGUUGAGGAAUAUUCUUGCAAGAGACCUGAGUCCAAACGGACUCCAGAGUGUUUUCAAGCACAUUGAGGAGUGGUUGAGUUCUGGUCAGGGUCAUGAGAGGGAGAGGGCGAUGAACACCACCGCUCACAUCCUAGAGUUCUACUUCAACAACCUCCACGUCAAAAACAUGGUAACCUUCCACAACCUGGGUUCUCUCCUGGGCCGCCUGGCCCCCCGAUGCACCGACCCCAACCCCCUGGUCCGCAGGGCAGCCAUCGACUGCAUCUACACCCUGCUCUACAUCCAGCUACGCUACGAAGGCUUCUCUCUGGACUAUAAAGAUGACUCUGUGGAGAGGCUGAUCACACUGAGGGAGAGCAUGGACAACCCAGACCACUCUGUCCUCUACAAGACCUGCUCCGAGCUGGCCAAGAUCAUCAGUAAGCGUCUGCCCCAGCAGCAGCUCAACACUCUGAUCUUCAUGUUGAUUGAGGGGCUGGUGGACUCCCAGUCUAACUGCUCCAGAGCCUCCAGUGUUCUACUCAACACCCUGCUGAAGAACAGAGGAGCUGGACUACAAGACCUGGUAUCAGAGAUGCUGGAGGUGCUUCACAUCCGUCUGCAGAUGAUCAGUGAGGAGCAGGUGAAGGUGUCUGUGGCCCAGUCCAUCCUCAUCCUGGCUACACAGCACCUCCAGACUGUCAUCAACACACUCAUCUCCUACCCCCUGCCCUUCGACAGUUGGAGCUGUGAGAUGUGGAUUGCCCUGGGGGCAGACAGUAAACUGGCCUCUCAGAUCAUGGAGAUGCUGAUGGAGAAGCUCAACAUCAUGGUGCCCUACGUGGACAAGAAGGAGUCCAUGAUGAGAGGAGGCCUCACCAAGGUGGCCACCAGUCACCCUCUAGCUAUGACCUGUGCCCUGAAGGAGAUGAUGCUGAACGGGCAGAGCCAGGAGGCGGUGGUGUCCCUGUUCCCCCAGCUCUUCAGCUCCCUGCUGGUCCGCCUGGGCUCCAGCGUGGGGGUCACACUACCCAAAGACAUCAACAGCUCCGGAACACACAGGAAGAGCCCCACCAAACUGUCCGCCGGCUUCGACGUGUGCGGGGUAGCGGUGGAGGCGCUGCGGAUCCUCCUGGCCCGGGCCCAGCUGGACCAUGUAGUUAAACCCCUGGACCAGGAGGGGGCCUGGGACAAGAUGAAGGACCCCCAGCAGCACAUCACCGGGGUCACCCUCCUCGCCAGGGCCAUGGCCAAACACGCAGGCCCUCGUCUCCCGGCCAUAGUGGAGUGUCUGUGCCCCUGUCUCAACAACAUCUACGAGUGUCAGAGGGUCACUAUCACAGCCUUCUUCUCUGAGUUGCUGAACCACCACGUGGUGACAGAGCUGAUGAUGAUGGAUGUCCUGAUGAACAACAUGAUGGAGCGUAUCUCUGACCCCUGCUGUACCGUCCGCAUGCUGGCCGUCAGGGGGCUGGGAAACAUCGCUGUGGGAUCACCUGAGAAGGUAAAUAAGUAUGCCAAGGAGCUGUUGGCUGCUAUGAGCUCUGGGAUGGAGGAGAAGGACGACCCUGGGAAACGCAUCACUCUGGAGGCCAUGUCUGGUCUGUCCAAGGUGCUCCUCUACCUGGACAAGAAGAACGUCCAGCUGCUGGUCGUCUACAUCUUCAUGAAGAUCAAACCCUUCCUGGAGAGUGAGAAUGAUGAGAUCCGCUGUGCCUCCAUCAUGCUCCUGGGGAACCUGUCUAAGUUUGGUUCCGGAGAGCCUGUGUUCAAAGACCAGAUCCACAACGUACUGGUCAGCCUGCUGCUGCACCUCAGUGACCCCAACCUGCAGGUGGUCAAGGCGUGUAAGUAUGCCAUGCGAGUGUGUGCUCCGGUGGUGGGCUCAGAGCUCAUCACCACUAUGUUCCAGAACCAUCUCCACGAGGACAAGAGUCUGCACUACGGAGAGUUCAUCAACGACCUCACCAAAUAUAUUAUUCAAGACUUCCCUGGCAUGCUCAACUUCUACCACAUCACUGUCAUCCAGUUCUUCAAAAGCAGCUGGGCCGAGGUUCGGGCCGGCGCUGCUAUGUUUAUCGGUUUCCUUCUGGGUAAUCUUCCUGAGGAAUUAUUUUCUCACAUCAACAUGGGGAGUGUGACCAAAGGUCUGGUCAUGCUGCUCCAGGACCCAGACCCAGUGGUGAGGGUCAAGGCAGCUGAAGCUAUGGGCCACUUCCAUUGAACAGACACAUCCUGCCUGCCAUUCAUUACUUCAUUAGCUGUUUUAGAGUUGUUCAUGUUACUGUUUUCUACAAAGAUGAUCUGGUACUUCACAUGUUGACAGUACAACUUGAAUUAGUCCUUGAAAGUAUGUAUUAGUGACCAAAGACUGUACCUCCAUGUAUAGAAGAACAUGCAUAGCACUUUGGAGCAGUAUUAUGAAAUCUGACACUUUUUGAAUUUGUCUUUUAGAAUGUUGACAGUGGGUUAGGUAAAUUGGCCAAAGGGCUUGACCUCCGCUGAGCUUCGUGUUUAGCUGAAUUCCAAAUCGAGCACUAUCCCCUCUUCCCUAGGCACUCCUGUAGACCUGAAGGGAUUAGAACGGUGUAGGCAAUAUGGUAGUUACUUCCUUGGCCUCCUGAUGGGAUUUGCCUACUGGAUGGAAUCUCCAUCAUAUUGGUUAUAGCCGUCUGUCCCUUUCAGGUCAGGAAAAGGGGCUUGCGGGGAGGGGCUAGGGGUUGAUCUCCAGCCUCCAUUCACACUAGUAUAGUAGAUCAACCCCUGAAACACACGUAGGGCUGGCACUAUUACCCUGUAACCCACGGUUAUGGAUGAAGACCGUAAAGAAAGUAACCUCCAUUACCGUAGAAAAUUAAUGUGUGCAGUUAAGUCCCUUUCUUCUGCAACAUGGACUCUUAACAUGAUUAAACUUUGUAAUGUAGAAUGUUCAUUCAAAUGAUGUUAACUGAUGUGGCUCAUGCAAUGGAAUAUAUUGCACUUUUUCUAAUGUCUAUUGAGUUGAAUCACCAAAUCACAGCACAUAUUUUACUUCCUGCUUUGGUCCUAUGGGUAGACUCGCAAUGGCUGCCAGUCCACCCAUUAUGCCAACGUUGAGUUGAACGGGGACUCCCGUUCUAUUCAUUCUGUUUCUAUGGCAGCACAUGCAGUCAGGAACGGGGACUCCCGUUCUAUUCAUUCUGUUUCUAUGGCAGCACAUGCAGUCAGGAACGGGGACUCCCGUUCUAUUCGUUCUGUUUCUAUGGCAGCACAUGCAGUCAGGAACAGAGGAGAAAUGUGCGUCUACAUUUAUUCAUUUGUAUUUAUUUUGCUAUUUGAACGGUUGUUACGGUGACAGCAGUCAUUUGGCUGUUACGGUGACAGCAGUCAUUUGGCUGUUACGGUGACAGCAGUCAUUUGGCUGACCAAAUUGCCGUUCUACAAAGCUCCAUGACCGUCCACAGCCCUCCACUCAAGGAUGAGCAGUUAUCAGCCACGUCCAAUGAGGCUGUCAUCGAGGAUGGCCCAAAACCAUCCCAUGUACCUGUUCUUACAGUUACUUCUGAGGCAGGAGGGAUUUCAGAGGCUCCAUUUAUUCUCGUGCUAGCAUUGUUUAACAACAGAACUGCAUCCUGAAACACUAUUGUAGCUAGUUCAGAAAAUGUCUUGUAGGAACAGGAGAUUACUCCUGACCACGAGACCUCACCAGGUGGGAAAACAGGCCCUAGUUAUACAUUGAGGGCCCGGAGUUUCUACUUGUCAGGUCAGGGAAAACGUCUGGAUCACUUUCAUUAGGACCUCGCACCGGAAAAUGAAUAUGGGAAGUUAGUCAGUCUUCUUCCUUUUGGUGCCUAAAUGAAUGUGACCCCUAGUCUUUAUCUGUUCUUCUUUACCCCAGGUACAACAUGUACGCAACCAGGCACUCCCGUGGAGUUGCCACAGUGCCAAAUAAUCAGACCUGGAUUUAAAUACUAUUUGAUUUAUUUCAAAAAUAGUGUGGUUUACUUUAACCUGCCAGAGGGGCAGGGUUGACAGUUUAGCCAGCACUUUUCUAUUGGAUCCAUAGUGCCAGCAGGCAAGCAGAAUUAAGAACACCUAAUGUACUUAAUGAUUUCAAAUAGUAUUUGAACCCAUAUCUACAAAUAAUAGUUUUACUGGGUAGCUGCAUUAAGAUGGACACAACCUUUUCUUUCUUUUCACAUCGCUCCUAGUCUUCUCACACUCUUUCUCUUAAAAGAUGCACUUCACUUUUCCACUCCUGUCCGUUUCAUGUGAUUGGGUUAGGGUACUGAUUAUAACAGGUUGAGGUCUUAAGAGAUGACAUUCCUGUCGAGGUUUUACGUUGCACUACUUAAUCAGUCUGUCAUUGUACACAGUGAAUGACACAUCCACAUGUUUUUGUUGUGUUACUGAUGGAGAGAUAUUUUACUGUGGUAAAGUGCAGUAUAGGCGCUAUUUAAUGUGUUGCCUACAUUGGGUAAAAGUCCUGGUCCUAAAGUACAGCUGGAUUGGACCUGUGUGUCUGUCAGUGUCUGGGGUGUUUGUGGGGUGUUGAAGGGUUACUGGGGAUGAUGGCUGUUCUGUUGGACCAUUCUUUGUUAAUGUAAUAUUUUAAUGUGACAUCCUUCAAUAAUUGACAUGGAAAAGUAUUAUGUAUGCACACUGUGUCCAUUUGAAAUGGAAACAGGCCUAUGACGUUGAUGGAAAUCAUAUUUUAUUUACAAAAUAAAGUGACGAUCCCUAGAAAAAUAA